This is a messenger RNA of Hippopotamus amphibius kiboko, 7126 nucleotides long. RefSeq names its product zinc finger protein 518B (gene ZNF518B). Bases 582 to 3830 code for a protein of 1082 amino acids. Gene Ontology annotation, molecular function: RNA polymerase II cis-regulatory region sequence-specific DNA binding; DNA-binding transcription factor activity, RNA polymerase II-specific. NCBI's taxonomy places the organism in Eukaryota, Metazoa, Chordata, Mammalia, Artiodactyla, Hippopotamidae. Gene Ontology annotation, biological process: regulation of DNA-templated transcription. The record is from RefSeq and is a predicted model, not a curated record. The transcript is spliced from 3 exons.
GCGGCAGUGGCCUGCGGUGUAGACACCGUUUCCCGGGACCUGGACCAGCCGGCCCGGGCCCUCUGUGCGCUGCCUCGCUGCCUUUCAGGGUUCUGAGCAUAGAAGCCUGUGCCAGGGCCUGAGGUUGAGACGGGAUGGAACUCGGUGCCUGAGAAAGAAGGAAGAGCCCAUGGGACUCACCAUGCUUUUGACUCAGUCAGCAGCUCCAUGACUCCAGGCGGGAAGUAAGAACAGCGCCCAGCUAUGCCUACAGUUCUCAGCCUCACAGCAGGGUCACAGAAAACACAGAAUUUAGGUUAGAUUCCAGCUGGCCAACUCCAUGAUCUUAGAAAAGCCACAGUUUCUCCAGAUCUUACAAGAAGCAGGUAAUUGGAGGUGUACUUUGAGGAGUGAUGAAGUGUUGCCUGGAAUAUCAGAAUCAGAAACAGUCAUAGUUUGGGAUCAUGACCUACUGCGGUGGUUUAUGAAAAAAGAUAGUUAAGUAUGCUCCCAGGAAGCCAGCUACAAAGUAUACUGAAGGACGCUUCCUAAGAACUUUAUCAUAUGAAGUCUUUCUGGAUUUCAGUGGCCUCUCUUUAGAAAUGCAAAUGAAGAAGAUGAAGGAGAGUGGACAGCAGUUAUGGACUACACAAGCGGAUGAUGGACACAGUUCCUUGACCAUGUCACCCAAACAGCCUAAUGCUCAUCGAGGGACUCGACCAGAUAGACAGGAAGCUCAGACUCUUUUGUACCAAGGCUCCGAGGCAGAGGCUGCCGCGAUGACCAUCGCAACGUGUGUGAAGUGUAAAAGCGUGCACAAGCUCCCGCUUCAGGAUCUGAAAAAGGGUACUGGGCAAAGCCAAAAGGAGGACAAAUAUGUUUGCUUCAAAUGCAGCCUUGGUGUGGCCCCUCCACACUUCCACUUUGUGAACAGUAAUCACAGUGCUACUCACAUAGGAAAUAAAACCGAAACCAUCUCAAGUUCUGUCAAUAACAAAUUUAAGGUAAGGAACUUUAAGCCAGGCAAAUACUAUUGUGAUAAAUGUCGGUUUUCCACGAAGGACCCCCUGCAGUACAAAAAGCACACACUUCAACAUGAAGAAAUUAAAUUCAUUUGUUCUCACUGCAGCUACAUUUCCUACACUAAAGGGGAGUUUCAGAGGCACUUGGUGAAACACACGGGCAUUUUCCCUUAUCAAUGUGAGUAUUGUGACUAUGGUGCUAUUAGAAAUGACUACAUUGUCAAACACAGGAAGAGAGUCCACGAGAAGGCUGGUGGAAAACGGCCGCCCAAAACUGUUGCCAAGCUGGAGCCAAAAAGAAUCAGUGCAUCCAAGCAAAACCCAGAGCUUUUAAGAGCUUCCAGUCCAAGGACUGCGUUUCAAAAUAAGUUGUCAGAUCAGCUUUCAAGGUUCUCCCUCCAUUCAAAUAAAGACAGAAUGCACAACAUCAUGUUGUUACCUGAAUCAAAAGAGUACCAAAAAGAUGUUGUGUGCGUUCCAAAUAAAGUGACGCUGUCAGAGCCCAAUGAAGUCAGCCUGUUUGAGAACAGAAGUGUGGAGGUGGAAGUGUUAUCCCCUGCAAAAGAGCCUGUUCAGCCGGGAAUGCCAUUAACGGUUGUGGCACCUGCAGAACUAGUCGUCCCUGCAAACUGUUUAGCCCAGUUGAUAGAUGUGAAGGUUGUCAAUGGAACACAGCAGCUUGUGCUGAAACUGUUUCCUCUGGAAGAAAACAAUUGCCUUGACACCGGUGGGGGUAAUGUAGGUAAUUCUGAACGUGUGACUAAAGAGAAAGGUUUAAGUGAACAAGAAAAAAUGGCUUCUGCAGAACAAACAAGGUCCUUAACAAUUGAAGGGAAUGUUGGAAAACUUGCAGGCAUUGAUAAUCUUCAAUCAUCAGUUCAGAAACAACUGAAAAAUGUGAAAUGGGUAAGGUCUUACGAUUUUUUCACGUCGAAUUCUGGUGUGCACAGUGGUGGAGAAUCCUUUGUCAACCCCAGUAGAGUUGAGGGUUUGCAGAAAAAAAGUUACACAUAUCCACAUAGAACUGCUCUUCCUUCCAUCGCCUUAAAAGGCCAUUCUCCAUCAUCUCUAGUGAAAAACUGUAUUUUAAGUGGUCUUGGAACUGUGUCAAACUCUUUUCCAUAUAAAGCUGCCGUUUCUUUUCCUGAAGACGGGAGAAGCUUACGCGGUGACUCACAGCAGUUAUUUCCUUUUGCUGCAUCGCCUGCAGCCAUUUCCUUCUCUGGAGAAAAGGACUCACUGCCCCUGGGUAAAAAUGACAUGGAAUCUAGAAAUGAGAUCAGUAUUCCUGUAAAAAUGGUUCCCCCUCACAGGAAGCUGAAAGAUAACCAGACACAGGAGCACAAGGCAGUUUCACAUACGGGCCAGAUCUCGUCUCAGCAUAAAAGCGAGUAUUUACACAUAAACAUAACAGGAGAAGGUAGAAUCAGAUCUCAACAGUCUGGGGAUAAACCUUUGGAAUUAAAGAAUUCUGAAAAGACUAAUGACUCCUUCGAAGGCCCAGUCAUCUCAUCAGUAUUUUCUCUGAGCUCUGGAUCUGAAAACGUCCCUGAGGGCGUUAAGUGGAAUAGUUCAACAUCCAAAAUAAAGUCAAUUGAACUCUUGCGCAGAAAGAUAGCCCAGUUGAUCGAGUCCUGUGGCAGGCCUUCCUCUUUGGCUGCUAAUAGUGCACAUCGCCAUUCUGUGGGGAAGGCAUCCAAGGUUACCUCGAAAGCUGCCCCUGAAGGGAUGCAGGAAAUUAACAUGUCACUUACCAGCACUGGCUGUUCCACAGCUGCGCUGCCGAAACCUCAGGAUGACGGUGGUAUUAAUGGACACCCUGCUCACCCACAGAUGUAUCCGCAGCUUGUGGAAGGCAGCAGUGGGAAAACCGAAAGCAGAGUACCCAGGAAGCCACAUGUGGCCACUCCAGUAUUGAUCCCCAAGGGGGCUGUGUUGAGGGUUCUUAAUUCCUCUGAGGACUCCCACAUUAUAGAGGCUACAUGCGAAGCACCUGUCACCAUCCCCUGCAGUGAGACACAGUUAAUAAAACCCAUUCCAUUCCGCCCCGUGAAACAGACAGACUCAGACUUACAGUCUUCAACAGGUGAAAGUGGGCCAAUAGACAUGUCCCAAAAUCAUGAUCUAUCUCUUCGGCCUAAAUCAAGAAAAGAGAGUGCUAAUUGCAGCAGCGUGCCUAAAAAAGCUGGACCCCUGCAUGGACAGCAAGGAAGCAGUGAAAUGAGUAGGCAAGGGAAACUGUUUUCCAGAAGUCUCCCUGUCAGUAAAAGUAAAACCAAACAAGUCAACUCAUCCAAGAAGAAAAGCAAAAUUCAGGCUGAUCCCAGCCGCUAUUUCAAGGAUCCUUCCAUUUUUCAGGUUGCAAGACAACUUCGACUGAUAGCGGCCAAACCAGACCAGUUGAUCAAAUGCCCCCGUCGGAACCAGCCCGUCAUCGUGUUAAACCACCCGGACGUCGACUCGCCAGAAGUGUCCAAUGUGAUGAAGGUGAUAAACAAGUACAAAGGCAACGUCCUCAAAGUGGUCCUGUCGGAGAGGACUAGGUGUCAGUUAGGCAUCAGGCGGCAUCACGUCCGGCUGACCUACCAGAAUGCGGAGGAAGCCAAUCAGAUAAAAAGGCAAAUGAUGUUGAAAAUGAAGCUUAAAAAAGUUCAUAAAAACAACUACCAGGUGGUGGAUUCCUUGCCCGAUGACUCAUCACAGUGUAUAUUUAAGUGCUGGUUUUGUGGGCGGCUCUAUGAAGACCAGGAAGAGUGGAUGAGUCAUGGCCAACGGCAUUUAAUAGAAGCAACUAGAGAUUGGGACGUUCUUUCUUCCAAGGGCAAAUAAGUGAAAAAUUGGUCUUGGAAGCAAAUUGUUUUUCUUACCUUUAGUUGAUUCUGGUUUGGUUUGUUUGGUUUUGUGUCCCUCCUCGACUCAGUGGGAUAAUGCAGACUGCGGGGCUGGGAGGGUGGUUCAGUCUUCAGGUCUUCCUGGGAAUGUGGAGAGCCCGGCGUCUGAGCCUGGUGGCUGGGCCUCAGGAGGUGUCUGUGGCCCCCGAAGGAGUGCGCACAGAUUCACGUACAUGCUUGUGUCCGGGGAGAAGGGAAACCUUGAACAGAUUUUCAGUGGGGUCUGAGACGUCUCUUUGGUCAGCAGCCUUUUUCUGUGCAGAUAAAAAUCAUUUCUAACCCAUUCAAGGGGCAAGUUUAGAGUGUUUUACACAUGCUCUUUAUAUAACAAAACGCUACUGGAGACUUAAACCCAGGUCUUGGUAUACACAUCCACUUUUUUUUUUCUUUUGCAUUAACUCAUCUCCUGAAUAUUUGGUAUAUAAUGGAAAUUAUAUUUUCUACUUUGUUCGUUAUCUUAAAUUUGGUUAUAGAAAAGUGGCCAUUCUUUUAAAUCCCUUCACCCACUCUGCAGUGUUCCCAGUGUUCUCUAUAGCACAGAGAGUUGUGCUUUUGUUGACUCUUUUAAAGAAUAAUUCCAAAGGUUGGCCUCAAUUUACUACAACAGCAGGUGUUACAGGAAGAAAGAAACUUUUUCAGGCUUUUGCUUUCUUUUUAAAUACCUUGAUUUUGACGGUUGGGGAGGGAAUGGGCCUUUUGAGGGGUGGGGGGGAAGAAAUGGUCACAGAGGGAGAACAUCUAAAAUUGUCUCCUGUUUGUCCUCACCACUCUCACGAAGGUCAAGUAAGUAAUCAACUUAAAAUGUGAGAGGACAGGCUUCUCUCAACAUAGAUAAAGUUUGGGGAGAUAGGAUAGGAUUGGGAAGAAAGUUGUGGCUUUGAGGUUAUCGUCGGUUUUCAUUUGGGAGCUCUUCACAGACCACGAGUGGAGCCUGCACACUUCUCUUUCUUCCUCCGUCACCGGUGGAUCACAGACACUGCCCCUCUCUUCCUGCCUCCCCCCCUCCCCCGCCCCGCCCCCGUCACAUCCUGCUCUCCCUUGGCCUGUUUUCUGAACAGGUCCUCCUGUGGAAUAAGACGGCUUCCCUGCUCACCUGUCCCUUUCCUUUGUUUGAAGCUCCUUAAGAUUCUCCCUGAUGAAAGUACUAAAAACAGGCAAGAAUCAACAAAAUGGAAAGCUCCCACCACCUUUGUUAAGGUCAUAGGAACACCGUCCCUGGUUCAUCGGUGGUGACAACCUGCUUCUAAUUUGUUCCGGCCACAGUCAGGCUUUCCCUGCUGUUCACCUUCCCUGGGAAGGAAGCAGCUCGGAGAACACUCCAGCCACCCCUCCACCAGCAGGAGUCAGGACUGGUGCCGGUCGCCACAGCACCAUCGUGUGCACUGGAGAACAGCCCGCCCUCUGCACCUGGUGGCUGCUUGGGCGGGUGGGUGGCUUGGCAAAUGCAGCUCAGGCUGGAUCGUAGCCCUCCCUUGCCCACCCAGCCGGGAACCCACCGUGAUGCAGAGCACAAGUGGCACAGCCACCAGGCAGCCCCAACUCGUGUGUUUUCCUCCUCUUGAAAGGCUCAUUCCUGGGAGAAUUGAGGGCUGUGGAUGCAACUGGGGGCUGUUAGAGCUGAAAAAGGCAUGAGUGCGAUUUCUAUUGUGUUGGGUAGUCAGUUGGAGACUUCCUGAUUUUUCUUUCCACGAGAAAGUCUUAGGUUAUCCUUUGAUACAUCGGAUUGUAAUUCUUUGUAGUUGGUUCUCACUGCAGAUAAUCAACAUGGCUUGUGUAUAGUUUAAUACAUAAUCAUUAAGUUGAUUAAUUGGGUUAGUUUUUAAUUGAAACUUAAAACUUGGGUUUGUUUUACGUGUGUAUAUAUGUGUGUACACAUACAUUUUUUACCAUAUGAAAACUGCAGUAGCUAAUUUUCUGAUUUCCUAUUUUAUAAAGAAAUUACAUGGGCUGGAAAAAUAUAAAACAUUUUAUAUUCUAGAAAUAAUUUAUUUUGGAAGUACAUUUUUAUAAUGCUCCAAUCUCAUUUUUAGAAAAUGAAAGCACAGUAAGUCAUGGGUCUGAUUUAUAUGAACAAAUGGGAGUAGAAAUCCCUGUGGACUGUUGCAGUACAUUGUUGAGUCCCUGUGCAUUUCUAGUUGGUGCUUUUCGGAAAAUGGAUUGUGUGUACCACUUCACUACAUAAAGGAGAGCGUUCUUAAGUUUUACCUAUGCAUAGGUCUCUUACUCCACCCCCCCACCCUCCAGCAGGAAAGAAGGCUCUUAAGAUGUUGAGAGGAGAAGAAAAGCCUGUGAUUUAUUUUUAUUCUCCUUCUAUACCUCACCACUUAGUAGCAUCUUUCGUGAAAGGCUAGACAUGACCUUUCAGGAAAGGUAACCAUGAAUCAGGUCAGUGUUAAGUGUCAACAUGAAAUAUUUACACUUUGCAGCAUCAACUGGUUUUCAAGUAUUACCUAAAACUCAGCAUAUGUCCUUGUACAGAGCAAAAUUUUGUGAGUAGAAUAUGUAGCUAGGCUUUUUGAGGUUUUCACAACUACAGUACUUUUUAAGGAAUUAAGAGGGCUCCUGAAAGUCAUAAAAAAAGUAAAAAAGCAAAAAAUGGUUGUCUUCCCUAUAUAAAAAACUUUAGAAAAUAGCCUGUUAACAUGUAGCUUAAUGUCAGGAAAUGAACAAAAUUGGAGAAAGUAGGGGCAGAACUGUGUUGAGUAUUUGUCUAUCUUACCUUGAUUUUGAAGGACCUCUACUCACUAAAUGUUAUUCACAGUACUUACUACUAAAAUCAUUUUUAACUUUUUCAAGUAGAUUUUCUUACUUUGGGGGAUCAGAAAUGAGAUGACCUUGUUAUAUUUAUGAUAUGACAGUGAAAACUUUUAAAAAGGACACUCAAAUAGAUGCUAUUUUAUUCAAAUUUGUAUCCCCAGUCCAAAACACUUUAUGAGCCCCUCUUAUGGGCCAAGUGCUAUUGGUUGAACUAAACUGAGUGCAGUGUAUUAACCCUCCGAAGCUCCCUCCCUCUUUCUUAAGCCACCGCAGAAAAUGAAGACAUGAUGCUGCUCAGCCUCUGGAAUAAUUUUUAAAUCUGUUGGUGUCCGUAUGAGCAGAAAACAAAACGUUGCAUAACAUGUUCUAAGCAUUAUUUUAAGUCCUGCGUUAACAGUUUGUGUGUCCGCUGCUCUGAUUUUGAAACACGUAUGUAUAUAGAGAAGUUGGCGUAAAUUUUGUUAAAUAAAGCAACUA